AUGGCAGUGCUGGUGCUAACAGUGUUGCAGGUGGGCUACCUGGGCCUGGACGUGAGGGACGCGCAGCUGGGCGAGUCUGAAAUUGAGAGAAUUAAAAAUGCGCCGACGAUCUACGACACGACCUUCAUCAAGGAAAUGGCAAGGCCAAUUACGCGGUUGCCCGAUUUGAUACCACGGACCUUCAACUUGCAGGAGGACUACGUCCACUCGUUUCCAAUAACAUCGAUGAGAUCAGAUAGAGAGUUGGAGGACCUGAAGAGGGAGUACUUGACGAUCGAAGGGGGAAUACACCAGCAGACUCUCCCAGUAUGUUCAACUAGAGUAUCCAUUUACCAUAGCAUCCAGCAAUCUCUGUCUGUUGACUUUCUAGGUUUGAAACUCAUACUAUUUAUCUAUUACGCUACUGUUGCUAGCGAUGCGUGUUGCAGAUUGGGAGCCCAUGCGCCAAUCGACCUAACAAAGGAGCUGAGGGGAAUAAUAAGUUACUCGGCAAUAUGGGACCUGUUGCAGUUUUUGAACAUCUGCGACGGGGCUGAAAUUGAGCUUUUUUAUCCAAGAAUGAAUUUGAAGGAGGUGGCACGCGAGCUCAAGGUUGGACUGGACAAAGUCUACGAGUGCCUAAAUAAGUUAAAGGUAAAGGCGCCCUUUGGAGACGAUACAAGGCUGAAUUUAACAUGUCUGAAGUCGUUGGAGUACCACAUAAAUAAAGUAUAG
This is a messenger RNA of Theileria orientalis strain Shintoku, 714 nucleotides long. RefSeq lists its product as hypothetical. Bases 1 to 714 code for a protein of 237 amino acids. The transcript is spliced from 7 exons. The record is from RefSeq and is a predicted model, not a curated record. Lineage: Eukaryota; Apicomplexa; Aconoidasida; Piroplasmida; Theileriidae.